CGGUGACUUCGGAAUGUAAACUGCUACGGCCAGUUAACAAGAUUCGGUACAACUCUUUGCCUAGACAGGCAAGCUAUUUAUUGUUUGUCAGCAGCGUUAACGUUACCUCUGCAAUCAUUUACACACAAGACUUUCAGUGAAAUUGCGUAAUGGCUCAUUACCAGUACAUUUAUGAUCGCGUCUUCAUCAUAAGUGACAUCAGUAGCAAGUGCUAACUAGGCAGGCUAGCUAAUGUUAUCGUAUUUUCCUACUGUCUAUGGUAUUUUCUGCCACUGUGGCAAGGGACCAUUGAACGUGGCUAGGUGGGCGAUGUUAGCAAACAACCAGUUAAAGAGGAUGGGUUUCCGUGUUUGUGGACGGUAUCAUUUUUAAAAACGAUUAUACAUAUUUUGCACAUAUUUGGAUAGACACUGAUUUUGAAUGCUGUUUGCCUAAUUUAUCCAAAUAACGUCACAAGAUUGUUGACUCGGUUUUCCUCAUUGUGCUAACGAGAGCAAGUUGUGAUAACGUCAACGUUAGUUUGUCCAGGAAGCUAGGUUAACGAUAGCUAGCUAGCGCACGGUCCAGAGAUCAUAACAAGCCUGAAUUAAUUUGCUAGUUUACGUUGAUUGAUAUUGACUGCCCUGUUAAUGUGAUAUAUUCUGUUUACGCUACUUGUCAGGAUCAUUCCAGGGUCAUAUCGCUCUUUUAAUUUGAAUCGAUCGUUACAGUUCAGUUAAAAUUAUCCUAGCUGAACAGGUAACGUUAACAUUAGUAGAACUUUGGCACUGCUGUUUGGAUUAGCUUUGAUAACGUGGACAUUAAAUUAGUGCACGCAACAUGGAUGACUUCAGCUCAAUCAGCCUGCUAUCAUUGGCAAUGUUAGUGGGGUGCUAUGUUGCGGGAACCAUUCCUCUGGCUGUGAAUUUUUCUGAGGAAAAACUGAAGCUAGUGACAGUGCUGGGAGCAGGCCUGCUAUGUGGAACUGCACUCGCUGUCAUCAUCCCAGAGGGAGUGCACGCACUAUACGAAGAAGUCCUGGAGGCUGGGCAUCAUGGCCAUGGGGAACUGGAGUCAGGGGUGUCCGAGCCCAAGGUGGCAGUGGAACCAGUUGCAGGUACUCACAGUGAGCACGGGCAUGAACACCUCCAUGCCUACAUUGGAGUCUCCCUGGUCCUGGGCUUCGUCUUCAUGCUGCUGGUGGACCAGAUCGGCUCCGCGCACAUGCACAGCAGUGACGAUCCUGAAUCGGCGAGGGCAGCCAGCUCAAAGAUCACCACAACCCUGGGCCUUGUAGUCCAUGCUGCUGCCGAUGGGGUAGCUCUAGGUGCUGCUGCCUCCACAUCUCAGACCAGUGUUCAGCUCAUUGUGUUUGUGGCCAUCAUGCUACACAAGGCUCCGGCUGCGUUUGGCCUCGUCUCCUUCCUGAUGCACGCGGGCCUGGAGAGGAACCGCAUUCGGAAGCACCUGCUGGUGUUUGCCUUGGCAGCACCCGCCCUGGCCAUGCUCACGUUUCUGGGACUCAGCCAGAGCAGUAAGGAGGCCCUGUCAGACGUGAACGCCACUGGCGUCGCCAUGCUCUUCUCCGCCGGCACCUUCCUCUACGUGGCCACGGUGCACGUCCUGCCAGAGGUGGGUGGCACCGGGCACAGCCACGGGCCCAGCGCGGGCAACAACGGCAAGGGACUGAGCAAAGUGGAGGUGGGGGCUCUGGUGCUCGGGUGCCUCAUUCCCUUGGUGCUGUCCAUCGGGCAUCAGCACUAGUCGGGGCCGCCGGGAACGCCAGACAGUGGACGGACGGAUGGGUGGAUGGAUGGAUGGACGGAUGGAUGGAUGGAUGGACGGAUGGAUGGACGGAUGGAUGGACGGAUGGAUGGAUGGAUGGGUGGAUGGAUGGAUGGAUGUAAUGAUGUGGAGAGGAGGAGAAGAGAAAGACUGAGUUUUAGUGUUUCAGGCCAUACACACUUCUCAUGUUGCCAUUUCUGGGCCCCAUGGAUGGCUGAGGGGAUGUUCCUGGAAUCAGGUCACUUUGCCGGAACCGAGCGCAGGUGGCCGACAGCACGGGAAGGGUCAGGGGGAGACGGACUGGGCGGCCCGUCACGGUACAGACCCACCAGGAUGCCCACCAGGGUGCCCAGCAGAUACCGCGAUGUUGACCUUCGCCCCCGAAGAGCUCCUCCCUCCUGUGCAUGACGUGAACAUGCUAUGGGGUGGAAUGCUGACGUGUUCCAUGUCAUCUUUCUUUCUUAGGCCUUUUUUUCCCUGGGUGAGCGGGGCUUUGUAGUUGGACUUUGUGAAGAAUGUCACUGGGUAUUUGGAAAUGUUGCAUCAGAGAUAAGUCAACGGACUCGACAGUCAAGUGUUAAACGGAAGGGCAGUGAGCAAUCAAGGAGCCAACGUGGGUCUAAGUGUCACAUCAUGUUUGCAUUACUGAACUAUCUCACGUCUUGCUUUUAACAUUUUAAGCUUUUUCUUUUGCCUUGCACCUUCAUUUUAGUCACUGGAUCAAGCAUUGCAAAAUACAGAAGUGCAGGGAUCCCAGAGAAUGUGGUUGAUUUCACAGUAAUAAUUUGUCUAAACCUGGACAGAUUAUAUUGUCAAGGGCUGUUCACAUGGCCUGAAAGUCUUAAGCACUUCCAAUGCUGACUGUGAAGGUGCACUACCCCAUAUUGGAGACGUAUGUAGCAACCCGUCUGUUGAGAAAUUACACAACAGACACCACAUUUGGCACACAGAAUAGUUACAUAUGAUUGGUAAUUUCGUCAGCAUCUGUUAAGUACUGUGUCUUGACUCUUGAGUAUAAAAGAUUGGCCCAGAAACCCAACUUAAUAUUGUCAUAACGCGAAAUACAAUUUGAUUUGAACGUUUAAUGCAAAAUAAAACCAGUGUGCUAAUGGAAGAUGAGAGAUGCAAUGCUGAGAUUUCGCCUGGUGAUGCUCUCCAGGCAAACUGUCAUAUCUGUUGUCUGAUAAUACCCUCUCCGAAAGGCCUCUGUGCUUUCUUUGUAGAUCACUUUGGCAGAUAAGGUUGUUCUCAUUAAAGUUAAAUUUGGUCACAUUGAGUGGCUGACAUAUGAUGUGCUCAGCGUUCCCUGCACAGAAGUAGACUAGCAUAUAAACCAACCUACUGUUACUGUGAUCUGUGCAUAGAUGGACACUUCUCAGUGUGUUCUAUAUGGAUUCAGAGCCGCUACCCUUAUAUGACACAACAAUCAAACUAUAUCCACAAGUGACUGCCACUACCAACAGACUUGCACCCUGUCUCCCAUUGCUAACUUUGUUUUCCCUCAUCUGUCUUAAAGCUGCUGUGAGCUAUGUUAGCUGUUCUUGCUAACAUACUGUAGGCCAGACUUAGCCAGUCCAGGAUGCCAGAUCUCAAUACCAUGUGCUGAGCACUCUCAAAAUAAUCAGCAGGUAGAAAUACCCAUCCAGACAAGUUUUCCGGUUAUUUAACACAUUUCAUUGGUUUUGGUUCUUGCUCUCUUUUCUUUCCUUUUUUUUCUCUUUUCUCAGAGCAUCCAUUUUAAUGAUGACCAUCAUGUGAAGAUGGCUUGUAUGUUGUUUAAAAGUAUUCAUUGCAACAACGUUCAGGUGAACCAUUUAAUAUGUAUUUGUCAAGUGGAAGGUUGGCAGAGUUCUCCAUUGCUCACUGGCUGGGUUCUAUGUUCUAUGUGUCUGCUGCCCUCUGAGUACAGUGAGGGCGAAGCAGUUGUAUAUAUGUAAUAUCUUCUACUGUACAAACAAGCGUUGCGUUUUCUUCUCAAGACCGGCUGCUGGCCAUUGGAGACCAGUACCACUCGCUCUUAUUCUUAAUUGGUGAGGAAGAGAAAACAAAAUUAAGUGCUAGAUCUAAAUUGUAUGUCACAUUUUGUCAGUCACAGACGUAGCCAAUGUGUUACGGUUGAAUAGUGGUGUUGGCCACUUCUAAAUGGAGCUGACUGGGUAUCCACAAAGACACACAGAUAAUUUGGGCUUGUUUUUCAAAGGGUGUGCCUCCAUUAUCUGACAACGUAUUGGACACUGAUGUUGUAAAGGAUACUGAAUGGGUUAUGCCCUUAACACUGCAACCAUAUAUGUUUAGGAGUCGUCGAGUCCUCUGGACAGCCUUGGCUCUGUAGCUCCACCAUCUGGCCGUUGGAGGGAACAGCACGGCCACAUCUGUUGUGGCUGUAGAGGGAGGGAAAUACUCAGCCAUAUGUAUGGACUGGGGUCAUGAAACAACGUGAUGGGAUCUGAUAUCAGCUGGGUGCUUUGUGUAUACCAUACCUGUAGAUAAUCUAUAUUUUCAAAAGUUUUUUUUUUUUUUAAAGUGUGUUUUAAAGGGAAUCGCCCUCAUUUGGUGACUGAAUGAUGGUGGUGAGGAAUAGGUUUGGCUUUACUGUCAAGCCAACAACGUUAUGUGACCAUUCCACAGGGAGUCUGCCUUAUGUCCUUCUCUUGAUUGUGCAACUUCAGCUGAAAAACUAUGUGUUAAUGAUAAUGAAUAAAGUUUUUUAAGGUUC
Sardina pilchardus (European sardine) is the source of this 4480-nucleotide messenger RNA. RefSeq names its product solute carrier family 39 member 9 (gene slc39a9). The record is from RefSeq and is a predicted model, not a curated record. Gene Ontology annotation, cellular component: membrane. Gene Ontology annotation, biological process: transmembrane transport; zinc ion transport. NCBI's taxonomy places the organism in Eukaryota, Metazoa, Chordata, Actinopteri, Clupeiformes, Clupeidae. The coding region runs from base 820 to 1743 and encodes 307 amino acids. Gene Ontology annotation, molecular function: metal ion transmembrane transporter activity. The transcript is spliced from 7 exons.